AUGAAGAACGAAUUGGAGCAGAGAGACAGCAUGAAGAAGAAAUGCGCCAUCGUGAAGAUCUUCAAAGUUCGGAAGAGGCGAGAGCUGCUGUGCGCGCAGGCGGCUUUACUGUGCAGCCUGCUGCUGGGGGUUUGGGCUAUGUCGGAGCUCCUUACGCAGGCAGGUCACGGCAUGAUCAUUGAUGGAGGUAUAAAUGUUGAUGCCCACUGGGGCAGGAGACUGAUGGCCUUGGCGCAUAACAACGAGACUGUGGAGAAGAACUGUACUGAGCCAGCCAUACAUGAAUUUCCUGAUGACUAUUUCACCAACGCUGAGCGGAAAAGUGGAGCAGUGCUACUGCAUAUCCUAGCGGCCCUGUAUAUGUUCCUGGCACUAGCGAUUGUGUGUGACGACUACUUUGUGACCUCUUUGGAGAAGAUAUGUGAGAAGUUGGAUCUGAGUGAAGAUGUAGCGGGAGCCACAUUCAUGGCUGCAGGAAGCUCGGCUCCUGAACUCUUUGCAUCCGUUAUAGGUGUGUUCAUUACUCAUGGUGAUGUUGGAGUAGGAACCAUUGUCGGCUCUGCUGUCUUCAACAUCCUCUGCAUUAUUGGAGUGUGCGGAAUUUUUGCGGGACAGGUAGUGCUAUUGACAUGGUGGCCUGUGUUUCGGGACUCGCUCUACUACAUCCUGUCUGUUGUGGCAUUAAUUGCAUUUAUCUAUGAUGAGAAGAUUGUAUGGUGGGAGAGCUUGGUAUUGGUGGUCAUGUAUACGGGAUACAUUCUGAUCAUGAAAUUUAACUCCACAAUGCAGACUUUUUUUACUGGAAAAGGCAACAAGAAUGUUGCUAACGGAAACGCAGCAAGCGGAAACGAGCUGGAGGACGUCAAACCUGGUAAGGCCUACACUCGAGGUUCAGUGAUCAUGGUGGAUGAGAUCAUCAAUGCCAGUCCUCCAAAUUACCGUUUUCCUGAGGUUGGACUUCGUGUCAUGGUCACCAACCACUUCGGAGCCAAAACUCGCCUGCGCAUGGCCAGCCGUCUUAUCAUUACAGAGAGGCAAAAGCUGGUGCAGGGAGCCAAUGGUGUUGAGGUGGCAGUGGUGGAUGGAAAGAGUGACAUUGAGAAUGGGAACGUGCCAGAGGACAAGCCAAGUCAGGAAGAGGAUGGAGAACUGACCUCACCAUUCAAUAUACCAAAGGGUUGCAUGAACAAGACCAAAUGGCUGAUCUCAUGGCCUCUGCUGCUUCUGCUCUUCUUCACCAUCCCAAACUGCGCCAGACCUCGUUGGGAGAAAUACUUCAUGCUGUCCUUCAUCCUCUCGACUGUCUGGAUCGCAGUCUUCUCCUACUUUAUGGUGUGGAUGGUGACCAUCAUUGGGUACACGCUCGGCAUUCCCGAUGUUAUUAUGGGCAUCACAUUCCUGGCAGCCGGCACGAGCGUUCCAGAUUGCAUUGCCAGCCUGAUUGUUGCUCGCCAAGGUCUGGGCGACAUGGCUGUGUCUAACAGCAUCGGCAGUAACGUCUUUGACAUCCUGGUGGGUCUCGGAUUGCCAUGGGCUUUACAGACGAUGGCCAUCAGCUACGGCUCAGUGGUGAUGAUAAACAGCCGAGGGUUACUGUACUCCGUUGUGCUGCUGCUCGCCUCUGUCGCUCUCACAAUCCUGGGCAUCCACAUCAACAAGUGGAAGUUGGACUUCAAGCUGGGUGUGUACGUACUGGUCCUGUACGCCAUCUUCCUCUGCUUCUCCAUCAUGAUCGAGUACAACGUGUUCACCUUCGUCAACCUGCCCAUGUGUCGGGAGGACCAUUAGAACCCACACAGUCUUCUACAUCUUUCUAAUGUUCACCUCCAUGCAGUUCUCCCUCUUGAUGUUCCUUUCUCAACCCUCUUUCAAACUAGCUCUGUCUCUGCUCUUUUAACAGCCACUGGUCUUCCGCUGUUGUGUCAAAACCACCAUUACCUCAAAGUGGACUCGGAUAUCGUUCUUUAUCUUACAGUAAAUCACAAAUAUUCUCUCACUGGCAGCAGUCCACAAAAUAUUUGGUGUUUCUCUGGUGACCAGGAGCUUGCCUCACCAUAGCAGGUCAAGGAAACAAUAACACAAGCCCUCAAUCAUGUAGUUCUCUCCAUGAUCCAAGAGGAGGAUCUUCUUGUUGGCAGCUCUUUUAUUCUUUAAAAAGAAAAGCAGAGAAAAGAAAUCUUCCAUGUUACAGAGUGGAUCUGUCAAAUACGGGCAGUGCUGGCUUUGUCCGAUAUAAACUCGUUGCUUCUUUAUGUCUAUAUUGGGGUUUUUUGUGUAAUUUAAUGUUAUUUAUUAAUUUAUUGACACCUAUUUAAUUAAUUUAUUUUGUGACCUUGACAGAUGAGCAUGUUUUCCUAUUUUGCAGUGCGAUGUAAAAAUUUUAUUUUCUUUCGAACAGUUUUGGUGAACUUUUUUGUAAUAAGAAUGCAAUAUUGAGAGAGAGAGAAAGAAAAAGUGAGAGAGAGAAAGCAAAAAGAGAGCGAGACAGAGAGAAAGAAAAAGAGAGAAAGAAAAAGAGAGAGAGAAAAAGAAGAAAGUGAGAGAGAAAGGAAGGAUCUGGAUAAGAUCUGGAUUACUCGAAGACUUGUGCGUUGUCCUUUAAAGAUGAAAAUGGUUCCUAUUUAAUCUAGGGACCUGGAGGAAAGUGUACUGAGGAAAGAGCUUUUUCAGUAAAAAGCAUUUCAUCUCAUUGAACAGAUUUAUUUGUCACAGUAUGAAGAAAUUUCUGGAAUGUCAUCUUGUGAGAUUCAUGCAUGUACAGUGUCUUGCAAAAGUAUUCAUCCCCCUUGGUGUUUGUCCUGUUUCGUUGCAUUACAAACUGAAAUUAAAAUGGAUUUUUGUAGAGUUAGCACCAUUUGACUUACACAACGCGCCUACCACUAUAGAGAUCUUGCAGUCACGUGACCGGAAAGUACACAGCCGCCAUCUUGUCAGUAAAAAACACAGCUGAAUACUGCUGCACUCGUGUACAGAAUGGAUCAAUUUCAACCGACGGACUACACGGCUCAUUUUUCUAAUGAACAGAUAACUAGAUAUAUGUCUUAAAUAAACGAUCUACAGAUUAGUGACCCUUAUGGCUUACCGGACGGAGUUUUCACGACCGUGUCAGUGGAUGUUGAACUGCCAGCGGAAUACCCAGACGUGUAUAAUUACCUCAUUAACUUUCCCUCGCUGUUCAGUGGUGAAGCACUGCGUGCUUAUAAAUCUCUGGACAGUUAUCUUUACAGAAAUUCAGGAUUUGUCAGCGACUCAGAUGUGGCAUCUUGUAAACAAGAAAAUAACUAUCCUCAUUGGACGGGUAAGUCACUUAAGUAUUGAGUAUAGCACUGACCAGCCGAUUAUAGAAUAGAAUAGAAUAAGGUAAUUCCAGCUGUAAUUCCAAAUCAUCCGUCUUGUUUACCAUGGAUCUGGCAUUGGAGAGAUAGAAGCUUGGCAGUGGAGAUUUGAGUGGCUGUUUUCUGAGCUUAGUCAACAGGCCGGCUCUGCCUGCAGCCUCGCUUUUGCUUCCGCUCCCGACGCCACCUCCUUCGCUUUGCUUCCGAUAACAAUCCACGGAGACCCUGCUGGUCUCGCUAUCUCGUCCGGAAUGUUGUGCAUGCGAUGGAAAUCGCUACAAACCGUCAUUUUCUGCUGGAAACCAAUGUCCAGUAAGUCCAUACGGUUGUAAUGGAUAUUGAAGUCCGGUACAGACGAACAACACGCAAAAAUACACACAAAAAACAUAAAAAAUGUGCACAGGUAGGGAGAGCUUGUAGCCGCAGCCAUUGUAGUAGAAUUGUAUAUAGUAGGGUUUUCCAGAAGAAAAGGUAGAAGUAGAAGGCGGAAAAUGGCGUUUGACCGACAAGAUGGCGUCUGUCACAAUCUGGAUCGGCUGUGACGUCACAUGCAAGUGCUCCAUACUCUGAGGUCCUGGGCCUGUCAGACACUCUGUGGCAUUCUGAUAAACCUUGACAUUUUUAAGUAUUUCAUCUAAUUAAAAACAUUCAUGCAAAAGUGACACACAUGGUUAUCUUCUGGACGCCCUCAGCAAUAAUAAUAUGAGAGUAAAGUGAAUGUGAUGAAAUUUGUUUUUAUUUUAAUUAAGUGCAAACACAACCUUACAAAAAACUAUUUUCAGAGUCUUCAAACCUUGUAAAAAAAAACCCACUAUAAAUAUAUCUGCACAAGACUUUUGAAGUCCGAACCUUGUAAACAUAGGUGUUGGCUACAUAAAAGUAAGAACAGCAUUCAGAAAUGUUCUGUAGUUUCAAUACUAAUUGUAGAAACUUCAGACUACCUUUGUUUUCUCCAAAGCCAGUUGCCCUUUCAAAUGAAUAUUGAUGAGGUAGGUGCAAUUCACCUGUAAUCCCCCUGUCAUAGUCCAUUUGUCAAAGACCCUGGCCCUGGCCCCUGUACCUCCCUGCCCCCACACCUCUCUGCUUGGAAAGUUACUGCAAAGAAAAGAAGCCCUAAAAGCCAAAGCUACAUUUCGUAAUCUUAUGCAUAGACUUAUGCACGGACUAUAAUAAAUCUAAAAUUAGCGAUGGAGAUAAACUAUGACUAUGCAGGGCAUGUUGACUUAGGUAACUAAUUACUGUAAAUCAGUAAUCAGUAAAUCAGUGAAACAUAGUUUGGCAACAGAAAAAUGUUUUCAAAACUUGACGAAAAUAACACAGCAUGUUUCGAUCAGCUAGUUCUUUCUCUUCAAAGAGCACCUCCUAUCCUGACAACCCACUAACCAGCUAACAUGCACUCUCUUUUUCUUACUCUGAUUUCAUAUGUUUUACUGUAGCUUGAUUGUUUUUCUCAAUUGCAAGUCGCUUUGGAUAAAAGUGUCUGCUAAAUGCAAUGUAAUGUAGUUCUCCCUAUACGCUAACUGAAAAAGCAUGACAACAACCGCUAGUGAGACAUCUUCCUUGCAUUGGCCAUUCCUCAAAGUUUCUCAGGUGGUGUUUACAUUAGACCGUAUCCGUCUCGUUUUCGUCGCGGAUGCACUGUCCGUUCACAUUAAAACGCCGGGAAACGACUCCACAGGCAGAACAACUUGAAUCCGCCAGGGCCCACGUAUUCAAUCCAUUACGUAUCUGAUCCGGUGCUGUGUAAACAUUGAGGAACGCGGAUACGCUGUGCUGAGCUCUAGCUGACGUCGUCAUUGGACAACGUCACUGUGACAUCCACCUUCCUGAUUCGCUGGUGUUGGUCAUGCCACGUUGGUCAUGUGACGCGACUGCUGAAAAACGGCGCGGACUUUCACUUUCUGCUAGUUGUCCCGUAUCACUGCUCGUGCGCUUCACUCGCGCGCUCUGUGAGCUGCGCAGGGCCGGAGUGCGCACCCUCCAGAGGGCACUCGCUGUUCAGGGCGGAGUGAUUUGGAGCGCAGGAUGCCUGCGGAGCCGAGCAUAUCCAUGUAUUGGCGUUGCUGUGUGCACGCGAAUCGUGUAUUGGUGUUGCUGUGUGCACGCUAAUCGUUUUAAAAACGUUAAUCUGAUGAUCCGCUGAUACGGUCUAAUGUAAACCCCACCUCAGUUGGUAUGGAAACAAGUGAACAUGUGCACUUGUUUAUACCGGUGAAAUGGGGCGUGUUCUCACCUCCCCUUGCUACACAAUGAGCGAAUGACGACACUGAUGCUCCAUGCGCUUAACAUGUGAAUAGCUGAUGGGUGUGUCGUUAAGAGGCUGUUGCUGGCUGAAGUACUGAAAUUCGUAAGAUUUGUUUUUAUUCUCUUUACA
Molecule: messenger RNA, 5709 nt
Organism: Neoarius graeffei (lesser salmon catfish)
Lineage: Eukaryota; Metazoa; Chordata; Actinopteri; Siluriformes; Ariidae
Gene: slc24a4b
Product: solute carrier family 24 member 4b
Exons: 17
Coding region: 1-1788 (595 amino acids)
Biological process (GO): calcium ion transmembrane transport; intracellular calcium ion homeostasis
Cellular component (GO): membrane
Molecular function (GO): calcium channel activity; calcium, potassium:sodium antiporter activity
Source: RefSeq, a predicted model, not a curated record